GUUCUUCUUCACCUUCCAAAGACAGUGGUGUGUGAAGAAAAAAGGGUAAAAUGUAUCCUGUUCAAGGGUGAAGUGUGUCCUGUCCAUUGUUUUUCACUUAGAAUGUGUUUGAAGAUAAUAAGAGAGUAUGUUGAGAUUACAGAGAUUUAAAGCCAAAGGAGACAGAGAAAAAUAAGGAAAAGGAGAAAUAAACUUUGAUGGAGUGACUGCCAUGUGCCAGGCUUCAUGCUGGGCACACACCUAGACCUUUGAGCCGAUGGAUGUUGAGCGCUGAGGUAUUAUGCAUGAAGCUGAGAGCUUCACAUAAGUUAUUGCAUCCUUCCUGUGAAUGAGAUGUGUACCGGCAGUUGACCAUCCACUCUCCAGACAAGUGAACAGUCUCCCGCAGGUUGCUUCACUUGCCCAAGGCAACUGACAAAGCCUGUCUCCUGCUCGGACCUGCCUGAUGCCAGAGCCUGUGUGGUUUCUGGGAUUCUCUGCUGAAUUCCUGCCCUAUAACCUCUAAGGUGACCUGAUUCUGUGCCUUUGUUGAGGGUUUAAGCAGAGCAAGGAGGCUUGCAAGGGUCCUUGAGCAUUGUGAGGAAACGGACCAGUAGAGAACUGUCCUUCUAUAUCUACUGAUCAUGUUAGAGAUGGAGGAGGUGAGCUCCCUGGCUCCCCUUAGACCUCUUUCCCUGAGCACCAGGGAGGCAGAACCUGGCACUCACAUCCAUGACAUCACUUCCUGCUCUGCGGGGGUCUCUGUGGGAUCUGGGAUUCCUCUGGCCACACUUGGAGGAGCUGCCCUCACUCCCUGUCCCCUGUUGUGCCUCAGGCCCUGGGCUCAUCCUGAUCUCAGCCUGUCCUUCAAGGCCCCCGAACCUGAAGACUACCACACGGGUCCACUCACCCAAAUACAGGUGGAAGCUCCCGUCUCUGAACCUUCUUUUCACUCUUCUCCUAACCCCCUUCCCCAAGCCAGUGUUAUGAAUUUGCUAGUGAUUCUGGGACCCGGAUUUAGCCAGACAGCUGCAAAAGGUCACCCUGGCCCUCACCAUAUUUUGAGGGAUGCUCUCAAGAUUUUUCUACCAGACCCUUGAAGUCUCUUAGACAAGCUUUCCACUGCCUGCCCACCCCUCUGAGUCUCCUCCAGCCUCACUUCUUUCAGGAGUCUCACUCCAGUACAAACUCUUCUCUCCACCUGUUGCCAAGAGGAAUAGCCUCUUGUCAUUCAGCCUCUCUGCCUUCUGCUGAUAAUGGAUCUGUCAUUGCACUUAGUUGUGUUGUUGUUGUUGUGUCAGUCACUCAGUUGUGUCCGACUCUUUGCGACCCCCUGGUAGUCCACCAGGCUCCUCUGUCCAUGGAAUUCUCCAGGCAUAAAUACUGGAGUGGAUUGCCAUGCCCUCCUCCAGGGGAUCUUCCUGACACAGGGAUCGAACCCAGGACUCCUGCAUUGCAGGGGGAUUCUUUACCAUCUGGGCCACCGGGUCAGCCCACAGUCUAUCUACCUUUGUUUAUUUUAAUCUAUGGGUCCAGUGCCCCGAGCCUUCUGUCUUCUGAGCCCCAGACAUGUGCUGUGUUCAUCUCACUGUCCACAAUCCCAGUGUGCUCUGCACCGGCCGGCCUCCUCUGCCUUCCCAGGCACGGCCUGGAACCCCAGUCAUUUCCGUGCAAUUUCAUCCCAUGCCUUUCCUUCCCUGGGAAGCCACGCUGCGGUGGGCCGUGUAAUGUGAGAAGGACCUCUUAACCACAUUGAGUGGCUAUAAUGAGUUGCCAGCCUCAUGGGAACUCAGAUCAGAGGAAAGCAAGAGAGCCGAGUGUCAGCUCAGAUUAUCCACGUGGAGCUGAUGGGAGAGCUGGCUCUUAGUGGGUCCAUUAACUGCACGAACCACGGCCCAGCCCAGAAGGUGAGAUCUGGGCACCGAGGGAGGCCAGGAUGUGUCUGCAUGGCCCCGGCUGCUCUCCUGCCAGAGAGAGGACUCUGCCAAGACGCUCCCCGGGACUGAGUAGAAGUCGCCAGAAAAGAGAAGUGAGGACUAGCUCCUCCAUCCAUCUAACAGCUGAACGUUGAACGCCGAGCAGAGUUUCCUGCCCUCCCAGAGCUUGUGCAUUGGUUGGAGUUUACAAAGUCUGUGGUGAAGCAGUUGAGAUCCCAGCCUCCGUUCACCAUGUGUUUCCGUGUGAAGUUUUACCCUGCAGACCCUGUGGCCCUGAAAGAAGAAAUAACCAGGUAUUUAGUCUUCCUGCAGAUCAAAAGGGAUCUCUACCACGGCCGCCUCCUCUGUAAGACAUCAGAUGCUGCCUUGUUAGCAGCGUAUAUCCUUCAAGCGGAGAUUGGGGAUUAUGACCCAGGAAAACACCCCGAAGGCUACAGCUCCAAGUUCCAGUUUUUCCCUAAACAUUCAGAGAAGCUGGAAAGGAAGAUCGCUGAGAUUCACAAGACAGAGCUCAGUGGUCAAACACCAGCAACUUCAGAGCUGAACUUUUUAAGGAAAGCGCAGACAUUGGAGACGUACGGAGUGGACCCCCACCCGUGUAAGGACGUGUCAGGAAAUGCUGCAUUUCUAGCCUUCACUCCUUUUGGGUUUGUUGUUCUGCAAGGAAACAAGAGGGUCCACUUCAUUAAAUGGAAUGAGGUGACCAAGCUGAAAUUUGAAGGAAAGACCUUUUAUUUAUACGUAAGUCAGAAAGAGGAAAAGAAAAUUAUUCUCACAUAUUUUGCUCCAACUCCAGAAGCCUGCAAGCAUCUCUGGAAAUGUGGGAUCGAGAACCAAGCCUUCUACAAGCUGGAGAAGUCAAGCCAAGUCCGCACAGUGUCCAGCAGCAAUUUAUUCUUUAAAGGGAGCCGGUUCCGAUACAGUGGCCGAGUUGCAAAGGAAGUCAUGGAAUCCAGUGCCAAGAUCAAGAGGGAGCCGCCGGAAAUCCACAGAGCGGGGAUGGUCCCCAGCCGCAGCUGUCCUUCCAUAACCCACGGCCCAAGGCUGAGCAGCGUCCCCAGAACCCGCAGGAGAGCGGUUCACAUCUCCAUCAUGGAAGGCCUCGAGUCCCUGCGGGACAGCGCCCACUCCACCCCGGUACGUGCCUCCUCCCACGGGGACACCUUCCUGCCUCACGUGAGAAGCAGCCGGGCAGACAGCAACGAGCGAGUCGCCGUGAUCGCGGACGAGGCCUACAGCCCGGCGGACAGCGUGCUGCCCACCCCUGUGGCCGAGCACAGCCUGGAACUCAUGCUGCUCUCCCGGCAGAUCAACGGGGCGACCUGCAUCGAGGAGGAGAAGGAGUCCGAGGCCAGCACCCCCACUGCCGCCGAGCUGGAGGCCCUCGGGGGCGAGCUGAGGGCCCUGUGUCAGGGGCGCGGCAGGCCGGAGGAGGAACAGGUGAAUAAGUUUGUUUUAAGUGUCCUCCGUUUGCUCCUUGUGACCAUGGGACUCCUCUUUGUUUUGCUCCUCCUCCUGAUCAUCCUUACUGAGUCUGACCUUGACAUUGCCUUUUUCCGCGAUAUCCGCCAGACCCCUGAGUUUGAACAAUUCCACUAUCAAUACUUUUGUCCCCUCAGGCGAUGGUUUGCCUGCAAAAUCCGCUCAGUGGUGAGCCUGCUCAUUGACACCUGAGAAGGCAUGAAUCCUCCCAAUAACUAGCCAGGUGGACCAAGGAGCCCGGCUACCCAUUCCCAGCAAUGGGACCCAUCGCGGAACCAUCGGCACAUGUACCAAGUCCUCCUCUCAUGACUCAAAAAGUCCACAGCCUAGGAGGGUCGUUUCCCAGAAGAAGAAAGGGGAUAGGCACACGCCUUGUCUAAACUAACUGGGAAAACGCAUUUCCUUCAGAGGUUCUCUCAAGAAAGGCUCAGCAACUCCGUUUCUCAUCCUCCCAAUCUGCAGGAUAAUUUUUGGUUCUGAUUUUUGAUUUUUCAUAGAUGUGUAUUAUUUUGAAAAUAUCAAAAAUAAUUUAUUUUGUUAUUACUGAUUCUCGCAGUAGUGUCGCCCAGCAGACGGGACACUAGUCGGAGACUAGAGGGCUGGCGUCUUCUGUUUACUGCAGGAGCUUCCCUGCUGGGGGCCCAGCAGACUCAUCACUGCAGCCUCAGCGGGGCAGGUCAGGGGCCGGGACAAUGGGGACUGUCUAGGUUUUCUUCCCAGACAGAGCUUUUAAAAAAAAAAAAAGUAAACAUCCAUGUAGAACGAUUAAAUGGAAAGUUGCUUCUUAUGACGGUCUGAGUUGGAUUUUCUUUUCCUUUUCUUUCUUUCAAAUCUGAGCAGAGUGGGCAUCUGAAGGGACCACCACGAAAGCAGCAACAGCAGCAGGGGUGGGGUAAGUCUGUCCCCUUAGACUAGAGCCUAGUGAGCAUCACCAUGAGUUCUGUAUAAUGAACUUAGACUCCCGUGAUUUUUUUCUAAGGACCUCAAGACUUUUACAGUGCUCCAGAAGCAAUAGGUAAAUUCAGUGGUGCCAGGGGUAGACAGCACUGUCAGACGUUGGACCAAGUACAGUUAACAGAAACCAGAGCUAAGGUAGCAGAGAGACUGUUGAGAUCAGACAGCAGUACUUAUUUUGUAUACCCCUCUCCCCCCAGAAAAGACUAUUUCAAUUUAUAUUUUAACAACAAAAUAUUAUUUUCUUAUCAAUUCACCUUUUGUUUUUACUUUAUGGAGUAAGAAAAAUAGAGCCUGAUGAACUUAAAGAUGCAAGAAAGAAACUGAUCCUGAGAAUGAAAAGCUUCAGAAAAUAGAAUUCCAAGAUCAACCAAACAGCCUUGGAAGGGACCAAGAAAAGAAUCUCACUUUUUUUAAACAAGAGUUCUAAGAGAUGCCUCCAAAAGAAGGUGAACGUGGCAAAGACCAACACUUAGCUGUAGAAACACUGCCCCCUAGGGUCAUCCGCUGCACCAGGAAGAUGAAAGCUUGUAGGAAAGCGCUGGUUCUCUUGGCUGAGAGCCGUGGAAGCAGCCGGAAGUGUAAAGGGUGAGUGUGGAGUCUGCGGCCCAAGCUCCACAACACUUACAGCCGCUCACACAAAAAACUUGUUUUCAUCUCAGGGAGAGAUUUCCAAGUCAUCUGGGGCUGGAGGAUGUAGGCAGGACGGUCUGUGGACAGAUUCCUGGGGCACGCAGAACAGAAUGAGUCACAUGCAGGUCUGCUUUGCCCCAGUGUGUCCUCUGAGGUGGCAGAACCAUAUCCAUGUACAGAAUAUCACAGCCAUGGAAUAAACAGAGUUCUUCUUUUUGAAGGUGGGUAUUGCAAAAUUUCAAAUGCCCUUUUAUCUAGACUAAGGGUCGGCAAACUUCUGUAAAGGGCCAGGUGGUAAAUAUGUUUAAAUUUUGGUUUUUGAAGGCCAUACUCUGUAGCAACUACUCCAUUCUGCUGUCUUAGCACAAAAACAGCCACAGGUAAUACAUAAAAAUCCUAUUGGAACACAGCCUUGCUCUUUUAUUUAUAAAAACAGAUGGUGAAAAAAAAAAAAAAAAGACAGUGAGCUGAAUUUGGCCCACAGGCCAGAAUUUGCCAACCCCGAUCUAGACAACAGAACUGUUUCUUACCAGUGUGUGAGCAGGAAGGCCAGCUCUGCUCAGAUUCCUGACAGGUAAAGAUCCAGGAUCAUUUCCAGUAGAGGUGCUGGGCUUGCUUGUUUAAAGGGUGCUCGAACAACCAACCAGCAGAGAUGUCUGAUGCCAUGACGAGCAAGAUGAAGAACUGUUAUGCUAAUACGCAGCCAGAAUCAAAGCCUGGAAGAGGGCCUGUCUGAUCAUUUCCAUACCAGCAACAAUUUGGGCAGAAUUACAAACAUCUGUUUUCCAAGUGGCAAGACAAAAACUGAGGGAGAUCCUAGUAAAGAUCAGGGAUCACUCAGAACCAGAGAGCCACUGCCACUUGUCAUCUACACAGGAAAGGCUUUACUAGCAGAGGACUGGAGUGAAAAGUAGACUCAAAGAGGACAAGGCUGUCAGGAGACAGGGGGCUGGUUUUACCCUGGAUAUCUACUGUCUUAUGCAACAUAGCAGAUUACCUUUUAGUGUAGUGUUCCUACCUCAGUCUGUAGAAUAUGGUGUUUCUAUGCAGUGAGUGAUAGCCUCGACUCUGACCUUUCAUAUUCACAUUAACGAAAGAUGCAGUAUUCCAUAUCAUGGUAUGUUACUUGUAUCUAGAGUUCCAACGGUACAACAGUCCACACCACUUCCAACAGCGGGAUUUGCUCUCUGAACAGAAACUUGUGGGUUAUUUUUUUCCAGAGCUUAUCCUACAAAAUACAGAUAGAAAAGUCUCCUUCAAUUUGCUUUUCACAUAAUGCUUGAAUAACAAACCUCCUCUGUUGGUGACUAGUCUUUUUUGGUAUCUCCCCCAUCAUUAAAAGUUGUUCACGUUUUUUAACCUAGUUUUACUGUGUUCCACUAUGUCUAUUUUCUCUCAAAAUUAGUUUGAUCUCAUUGUAGAAAAAGCAAUGGCUUCCAUAGCUUCAUCUAUCAGAGGAAAUAAAAUUCUUACUGAAGAAUAGUGUACUGCAUCUUUAAGCAGUAGAAGGUAAACUACCUGCAAAUGUGAAUUUCUUAGUUUCAUUAAAAAAUAUAUAUAUAGUUGUUAACCUUUCGUGUGCCAAAAAUUCUAAGUUACAUUUUCCUUCAAAGCAAUGUACUUUUUUCUACAUAUGCAGUAUGUAGUUAGCAUAAAAUCACUGGUGCCAUGAAAAUUAUUUUUAAACUUAAAUAAAUAUUUAAAUAUCAUAGAAGAGAGUGGACUCUUUUUUUCUUUUUAACUGACAGCCGGUCUCACUUUCUCAAGUUAACAGCCCAUAGAUAAAAGGACACCAGUGGGGUUUACACAGCUGACUGCUGUCUGUGACUGGAAUUAUUUAAAAGAAUCACUUUGCAUACAGUCAUCUAUUAUCCUUAUUCCUCCCCCCCAGAUAAAUACUAUUAAGAACUUAGGGACAUAUGUAUACCCAUGGCUGAUUCAUAUUGAGGUUUGAUAGAAAACAAAAUUCUGUACCAGCAAUUAUCCUUCAAUCAAAAAAUAAAUUUUUUAAAAAAGGAACUUAGAAGCUGUAAGUGUGGAAUGAUUUUAAAUAUGAAUUGGACCUCGUUUUUCUGAUGAGGAAAAAACAAGAAAUUAUUUUCCCAAGGUUACACAGUCUUAGAGCCCAGAGGAGACCCUAGACGGUCCAACUUCUGAACUCCUAUUAAGUCUGGAGUAAGAAAGAGAACAGAAAACACUUCCUAUAAAGGGAACAGGAUGACCUCACCACUACAGUGACAAGCCUUGUACUUACAGGUACUUUCAGCAUCCAUUCCUUUAACACUAUCUCAUCUCAUAUCUGUAACCACUCUAUGGCUACAGGCUGGUAAUGGUCUUCUAAAUUCCAUGAGCAUAAAAGAUGAAACCAAGGUCCACUGUGCUACUUAUUAUCUAAUCAUCUUGUUUUCAAUUCUACCUGCCCUCCAACCCUCCAUUCUGCCACUAGAUCAUCUUCUGAAAGCAGUCACCUCCAAAUUUUAAGAGAUUCCUAUUACCUUUAAAAUGACAUCCAGUAUCCUGUCCCCAGUGAAGUUUUUUUUUUUAAUUGACAAAAAUCUUUGCUUAAAGUGAGCUGAAAAGGAAAAAGCAUGAGAACCACUGGAUAAGAGUGGCUUCCCAUGAUGCCACAGAUUCACAGCUGCCGCCCU
Molecule: messenger RNA, 7633 nt
Organism: Dama dama (fallow deer)
Lineage: Eukaryota; Metazoa; Chordata; Mammalia; Artiodactyla; Cervidae
Gene: FRMD5
Product: FERM domain containing 5
Exons: 13
Coding region: 2148-3590 (480 amino acids)
Cellular component (GO): cytoskeleton
Molecular function (GO): cytoskeletal protein binding
Source: RefSeq, a predicted model, not a curated record